AUGAAGCCAUCGCUACUUAAGCGCCACCAAUUAUCGAAGCAUCCAGAAACAGAAAAUAAACCUAUUGAAUUUUUUCAGAGAAAAGUUACUAUUUUCCGAAAGGAAUCGAAAUGCAUGUCUAGUUUUACGAACUUUAAUGAAAAUAUCGUUAAAGCAUCUUAUUUAGAAAGUUUAAUUAUUGCUAAAGAUGGAAAACCACACACAAUUGGGGAAACAUUAGUGUUGCCAGCAGCAAAAGAAAUCGUGCGAUGUGUUCUUGGAGACAAGGCUGCAAAAGAGAUAGAAAAAGUGUCACUUUCAAACGAUACAGUCAAAGAAGAAUUGAUGACAUGUCGUCGAAUAUAA
Messenger RNA from Cinara cedri, 345 nucleotides. NCBI's taxonomy places the organism in Eukaryota, Metazoa, Arthropoda, Insecta, Hemiptera, Aphididae. The record is from the annotation of a GenBank genome assembly.